Trichoderma harzianum CBS 226.95 is the source of this 702-nucleotide messenger RNA. RefSeq lists its product as hypothetical. Lineage: Eukaryota; Fungi; Ascomycota; Sordariomycetes; Hypocreales; Hypocreaceae. The transcript has a single exon. Gene Ontology annotation, biological process: Mo-molybdopterin cofactor biosynthetic process. Bases 179 to 469 code for a protein of 96 amino acids. Gene Ontology annotation, cellular component: cytosol. The record is from RefSeq and is a predicted model, not a curated record.
AUUCUAGAACUUUUGACACAUUUCAUUUCUUUAAUUGCCGUUGAUAGUAGAAAACAUCUACGCUAACAUACUUGAGAAGAAGCAAUCGUUAGAAUACGCAUCCAAUUCCUCUGCCGAGUUAAUCACAUCAUAUUUGCUACUUCUUUUUCACGCAAACCAUCCAUCUCCAUAAGCUACCAUGACAUCAUCCGCCCCGAAACCCCCGCGUGGCCACUUCAGCGUGCUCUAUUUUGCCGGCGCAGGCUCUUUCACGGGACGGGACUCUGAGAGCUUGCCUGCGCCUUUGCCCUUGGGGAAGCUUUUUUCCGAGCUUGAGUCACGAUAUCCCGGCGUCCAGGCCAAAAUCCUCGACUCCUGUUUGGUAACGGUCAACCUUGAUUAUGUAGACAUUCCCGAAGACGGUGAGGGCGGCGCUCUGAUCCAAGAGGGAGAUGAGGUUGCCAUAAUUCCACCCGUCAGCUCUGGCUGAAUAUCUGGCCGUAUUUUUUGCCCGUAUAGUGACGCGUGCGGCCAGGGACCAAAUUCAGAGGGACUUUCAAGGAGACACAUGAUCUUCCUGGGGUGGUGAGAGCAACGGGUCUCGCUCUGGAUCUGCUCUGCCGGUUCGGUUUUGAAAUGACUGUUUCCACCGAGAUAGCCAUUCCCAGCUGAUCACUUUUUGUUCGGAUUUCCGUAUUCUCCGAACCGUAACGACUGCUGCGG